AUGGCCCCGCCCGAUCCGGCCAUGGCGUCACCCACCGGCUUCGCAACAUCGCUGCGCUUGCAGCCUCAAUUCACGCCCUCUCCAGACCUCGAUGCAGAGUCGCAGGUACCUCGUUGGAUGGAUAUGGCAGCAACGACGCCCGACACAGAUGCUAUCGCCCAGAUCAGCAGCGGCGCGGGCUCGACCGGAAAGGGCAUCCUGAUCGGUAUCCUGUCUGCCUUUGGAUCUGCCGGCAUCGCCAUCCUUGUGCUCGCCAUUUUCCUUUUCUUCAAAUAUACCCGACGUGGCCGUAUCCUGCUCGACCGCAUAGGCCGCCCUGGAGAGUUUGACGAUGAACAAGCCUUCGUCCGGGAAGAGGCGGAAGCCUUGGAGACUAUGGACGAUCUAACUCGGGCUGAGUAUCUACGUGCCAAAGCUUUCGUCCAGGCAAACCCUCCGGAAACCAUGCACACCGAUAUCUCGUUGUCGCAGUUCCUUGCCAUUCAAGAAAAGGGAGUCUCAGCGUGGGAGUUUGAACCAGAGCUAGAGAUCGCAAACUGCUUCGUCGAAGGCCGUACAGAGAUAGAAUUUUUCGACUCGGAGUGCAGCGUGCAAACGAACUUACCCGUCCCGAAGCAGAAUGAUGUGUAUUACUGGGAAGCAAAGAUCUACGAUAAACCCGAUUCCACUCUCCUCAGCAUUGGCAUGACGACAAAACCCUAUCCUCUAUUUCGAUUACCAGGCUUCCACAAAAUGUCGGUCGCUUAUCAGUCGACCGGCCAGCGAAGAUUCAACCAACCUUUCAAGGCCCCACCAUACGCCCCAGAGUACACUCAAGGGGAUGUUAUCGGGGUAGGAUACCGUCCGCGGUCCGGGACUCUUUUCUUCACGCGGAACGGGAAGAAGUUGGAUGACGUGGUGCAUGGUUUAAAAGCGCCAAACUUCUUUCCCACCGUCGGCUCCAACGGACCAUGUACAGUGCAUGUCAAUUUUGGACAGAUGGGCUUUGUUUUCAUCGAGGCCAAUGUGAAGAAAUGGGGGCUAGCCCCCAUGACAGGUAGUCUUGCACCUCCGCCACCAUACGGUAGCGAGCAAGGAAGCAUUCUUCUCGAGUCCGGGCGCGAAACCGCAGCUCCUCGAGGAUAUCUUGAUGCCGGGUACCACGGCUCACGCUUGAUAGCACCUACCAGCCCGGGCCCGAUUCGUUCACCUACCGACAUUUCUCUCGCGCAGCUCGCACACAUACCGUCACAUGAAGACAUCGGAGUAGGCUCCAGCCGAUUGGCCGUGGCAAGCCCGCCUCCGGAAUAUUCAAGUCCCAACUUGAGUCGCCGCAACAGUAGCGACAGCGACGAGGACAGAAGCUCUCUCUACCCACCUGGAUACACCGCAGUGGUAACGGACGAAGAGGACUCACGAGAUUACGAACCACAGCGAUGA
This is a messenger RNA of Talaromyces rugulosus, 1419 nucleotides long. RefSeq lists its product as uncharacterized. The transcript has 3 exons. Gene Ontology annotation, molecular function: protein binding. The coding region runs from base 1 to 1419 and encodes 472 amino acids. The record is from RefSeq and is a predicted model, not a curated record. Lineage: Eukaryota; Fungi; Ascomycota; Eurotiomycetes; Eurotiales; Trichocomaceae.